Molecule: messenger RNA, 1623 nt
Organism: Dracunculus medinensis (Guinea worm)
Lineage: Eukaryota; Metazoa; Nematoda; Chromadorea; Rhabditida; Dracunculidae
Source: the annotation of a GenBank genome assembly
AUGCGAGGAACACCAGUAAUUGUUUUAAAUCAGUCUACUCAACGGGAAAGUGGACAUUCUGUUCAGCUGGCGAAUAUUAAUGUGGCUAAGACUAUCGCCGAUGUUAUUAGAACGAGUCUCGGUCCUCGUGCUAUGUUAAAAAUGGUAAUGGAUCCGAUGGGAGGUCUGGUGAUAACCAAUGAUGGAAACGCAAUAUUGCGUGAAAUUAGUGUGAAGCAAGCUGCUGCAAAAUCAAUGAUUGAGAUUGCCAGAACUCAGGAUGAAGAAACUGGCGAUGGAACGACAUCAGUUAUCAUAUUAGCUGGGGAAAUAAUGUCUCAGGCUGCACCAUUUAUUGAACAAAAUAUACAUCCAACAGUUAUAAUACAGGCUUAUCGUAUGGCUCUUGAUGAUAUGUUGAUUCUCGCUGAAAAAAAAUUCAGUAGAACGAUUGAUGUGAAUAAUGAUGAAGAAGUUGCUAUAGUAGUGAAAUCCUGUUUGGGAACAAAAAUGUUGUCUAAAUGGAUGGAUUUGGCAGUGAAGGUUGCUCUUGAUGCUGUUAAAACUAUCAAAAGAGAUAUUGGCAACCAUAUGGAGAUCGAUAUAAAGCGGUAUUGCAGAAUUGAAAAAAUUCCAGGUGGACGUGUUGAAGAUAGUUGUGUGUUGCGAGGUGUUAUACUGAAUAAAGAUGUGACUCAUGCCAAAAUGAAACGAAAAAUAGAAAAACCACGAGUUGUUUUACUUGACUGUAAUCUUGAAUAUAAAAAGGGUGAAAGUCAGAUGUCUCUGGAAUUGAUGAGGGAGGAAGAUUUUAGCAAAGUUCUUGAACAGGAAGAACAAGUUAUUCAUCAAAUGUGUGACGAUAUUAUCCGCGUGAAACCAGAUGUUGUCUUCACUGAAAAAGGAAUUUCAGAUUUGGCGCAGCAUUUCUUAGUAAAAGCGGGCAUAACUGGCAUUCGCCGUGUUAAGAAAACAGAUAAUAAUAGGCUUGCACGUGUCACUGGUGCUACGAUUGUAAACGACACACAAGACUUAAGAGAGGAUGAUGUUGGAACUCUUGCAGAUUUAUUUGAAAUAUCAAAGAUAGGUGAUGAAUAUUACACUUACAUCACGUCUGAAAAAACAAAAGCAGUAACAUUAUUACUUCGAGGACCCAGUAAGGACAUUAUUAAUGAAGUGGAGAGGAAUCUACAGGAUGCACUCAGUGUUGUUCGUAAUGUUUUCAUUAAUCCUCGACUUGUACCAGGUGGAGGCGCAUUGGAAAUGGCUUUAAGCGAAAAGGGUAAAUCUAUUGAAGGAGUUCGUCAGUGGCCAUAUAAAGCAGCAGCUAGAGCACUUGAAGUAAUUCCUCGAACCUUAGUACAAAAUUGUGGUGGAGCUACUGUACGUCAGCUAACGGCAUUGCGAGCUAAACAUGCCCAGGCAACUGAAAAUUGGACUUGGGGAAUCAAUGGUUGCACUGGCGAAUUGAUUGAUAUGAAUGAAUUAGAUAUUUGGGAUCCUCUGUCGGUUCGACUGCAAGUUUUAAAAACUGCCAUCGAAACAUCUGUUAUGCUAUUACGUGUGGAUGAUAUUCUGUCUGGUGUUAAAAAACUUAGCGGCGAUGAUACAGGAGCAAGUGGAGGCGCUACACAAGCAGAUUAA